CUUCAUUUGGACCCCAUCUUUGGAAAUGCACGGAUUGAUAAUUCCCUUUCUUUCUAUCAAUGUUGAGCUUUAUGAUCAGCAGAAGUAGUCCAUUUCAAAAUUUCAACUUCCUGUCAAUUUUUCCAGGUGUGUGUGAGAGAGCUACAAUUGAUAAAUCAUGCCACAAAAGGAGGCCAAAUAAGUGUUUGAAGGCAACAAAACUCCCCCAUUACAUAUACUUUCAAAGGAAUUGACCAAAUGAUGGCCUAACCACAUAUAUAUAGUUUGAAGGAAUUGACCAUGUGAUGAAGAUGUAUGAGUUGGUCCACAUACAACAACCAUGCAUGCAUCUCCCUAGCUAGCUAGAGUACUAGCUAAUUUUUGUCUUCCAAGUAAUUGAAUUUAGUUAGUAGCUAGACCAUAGUACUCUCAGUCGGACCUACAUCGGUUUUCAAUGUUACUAUUGACGAGUAGGUUUCACGGAUAUGAGAGAAGGGAACCUCUGUGUUGUCGGUAACUAAUAAGCAGUUCAUCUUACUGUGAGUAAAAUCACGAAUAAAGAGACCGAGUAAAGAGGGAACGAUUGUAUGGGACUCCAACUGACAUGUUGGUUUACGAUGUGGCCUAGUCUAAGUGGUUGUUUGAAUGGAUUAAUUGUCAAUGUGGUAUUUGUAGAGUCAAAUAACUCAUUUACGGUUCAUGUGGUAUUUCAGUGGUAAUUUGACAUGUGAUAUUUAAAAUAUCUCGUUUGUUUGGACCAUUCACAAGUGGUAUUUGACACUAACAGAGGGGUAUAAUGAGUUAUUUCCAAAUAAAACGGAAGGUAGGAGUUAUUUCAAAUAACUCAUCUCAAUAAAGUAUUGUCAAACGAGUUCAUUGGCCCAAAUAACUUACUACCUAAAAAUCUCAUCCUAACAAUUCCUAAAUUAUUUGAUGUACCUUUCUAACACCAAUGACUUGUACGGAUCGUUUGGAUGAGGUAAUUCGAUGAGGUAUUUAAGCUGAAAUAACUCGUUUGGAAAAAAUAAAAUGAAAUGCGAUAUUUUGUUCACGAGGGAAUUGAAAUAACUCAUUGUGAGUAUUUGAAAUACCUACCACCCUAGUUAUUUCGAAUAACUCAUCUCUCAACCUCUUUUUUUUCUCUCUAUCCCUUCUCUAAGUGGUAAAAUAACACAAUUCUUUAAUGUUUUAUCUAAACAAGACAAUUGACCAAAUUACCACAUUCCAAACUUAAAUACCAUAUGAAAUGUCACAUAUCAAAAUAAUGCAACAUUUUGAUUCGAAAUACUACAGAACAAAAAUGAUGCAUCCAAACAACUCGGUAAAAAGAUCUUUGUAGGUUAUAUUGUACACAUUAAGCAUGUCACUUUGUGUACUCCUCUACUCAAUGCCUACAUGCCAACAUGUAGUAGGAGGAAAAAUUUAACCUUUGACCUUGAUCUUAGGUGGAACCCUAUGUUUGGAGCAAAAAAAUAUAUAUGUGUAGGUCCUCAUCAUCAUAAUCAUCUCUUGGAAAGAAAAAUUUCCCCCUUUAUGAUAUGCCCAAGUUUAACUUUUUUGAUUGGUUGAAUGUUUCUAUUAUAACCUCUUCCUUUCAAUUUUUCUUUUUUUUUUCUUCUUAAGGGCAGGCAGUAGAGUGGUGUUAUUUUUUUGUGGAUGGCAUUUGGUCAAAUCCACACCCAUAUUUAAGUUUUGCCAUAUUUGGUGGUGGAAACAUUGGAAUCUAUUCACUCAUUCAAAGAAAGAAAAAAAGAGUUGGGAGUCAAGCUCAAACCCCAUGAAAUGAAACACACAAACAUAACCCACAAGUACAACUUGUCUAUGAAAAUAUUAGAGCUUCUUUUUGAUCAACGACCCAAUAUUGAAUGUUAGUUACGUUGUUAAUUACCAAUUAGAUAACAUGCAUAUGCAAUCCCUAAUCAAAUUGAAGAAUCUGUUCAUCAUUCAAACUGCAUAAAGUUCAGACAUUUUUUGGGCCAUGAAUAAGAAUGUUUGGGCUUUGGAGCCAUGUGGUUAGGGCAAAGGUUUGGCCUUUUGGGAGAGCAUGUCCAUGGAAACAAACACAUCUUUAUGAAUUAUGAGGAAGAAACACAUAUGACUUUAUGAGUGUGUAUGUAACAUUGUCCACAAUUGCAACAUGUAUCGUGGGAGGUUUGGGAAUCAUAAUAAUAAUAAUAAUGCAACAGCAUAUUGGUUAUAUGGGGAAGAAGAAAAGAAGACCAUGUGGGAUGGAUGGACAUUUCUGCUAAUGCUUCCAUACAUAUACUCAGAGAAUGUGGGAGAUGACACCAUCACUCGAGGUAAAAUUGUUGAGAAUCUCGGGUGACCCGGGAGAUGGGUUUCGGAACGAAUCAUUCACAUAUAUGUAUUGAUCGCUACGAUCGACAGAUUUCAUCUCACGUUUGUUUUGGUGGCGAUCAUCUUGCAUCUUCUAAGCAACAUGUAAUGGACGUUUCUCUACUUUUUUUUUGUUCAGACUAUUAACCGUGUCUGUCGGGUUGAUACUCCGGAGAUCGAUAUACUACCCAUGUGUUGUUUCUAAGUGCUGUUUAGGCUUUGACAACUCGUUAUCAGGUCUUCAAAGUAGUGAGUCUGUCAUUUUACACUAGUUUCCAGGAAAUAAAGAACAAAGAAUGUUCUCUUUGCUUACUUCUUAACAUACUUUCUGAGUCACAGCUCCACUUCCGUUUGCCCUUUGCUCUCUCCCUUCAUUCUCUUCCUCGGUAAGCAAAGAACAAGAAUCUAAGCCAUCUUCCACUCUACCGAAUCCGUGUUCCCAAAAUUUCAUUAGUUUCUCACAUCUUUUCCCACUAUGGCUACUGUUGUGUUUUGACCUGAAGAUAGCAAACUAACCAAACCCAGAUGUGCUUAAGAAUCUAUGAAUUACGCGUAACCUGAUAUAUUUGACAUAUAAUCUGCAGAUUUGACAAAAGCAACUUCGUUAGGAAUCAAUUACUGCCAACAAAGAUUUAACUAUAAAGCAAGCUUCAUUAGGAAUCAAUCUAGUGCCGAAAGGCUAUCUGGUUUGUGUAUAUAUACAUGCAACUGUGUCUACAUGUAAUCUAUCUACAAAGCACGGAACCAUCUUCUGCAAAAUCAUGGCUGGUAAAAACAGAGACAACAAGGCACAAGACAAGCAGCAGCAGCAGCAGCCUCCAGAUGGAUACCCAACAGAGAUUGACACUACUCACCCUACUGGAAAGAAGUGCUGCCCUCAAACAAAGAAGAAAGGAGACAGAGGCUUCAUUGAAGGAUGUCUCUUUGCUCUGUGCUGCUGCUGGCUUUGUGAAGCUUGUUUCUGAAUCUUUGCUAAGUUUAAUCAACAUGGCCUAGUUUCUACCUUAUAGUCUUUCAUUGCUUGUCAUCUAUCUGUGAUUAAAUGUUUUCUCUUUCCCCUUCUCUGUCUUAAGGAAAGUAAAUUGCUUGUAUGAUUAUAGCUUCCCCCCCUCCCCCCCCCCCCCCCCCCCCCCCCCCCCCCUAAUGUUGUAAAAUAAAGUGAUUCCUAGAUCUUUGUUCUCUUUAUCCAAUUACUCCUGCUAUUUGGUUCUUGACAAAAGGUAGAUCUCCAAAAUCGUUGCAAGUCUCAAUAACAGGCUAAUGUCAAAAUAACAGAAGGGUGACUCAACUUAGUAGGAAAUAUAGCAACAAAAAAUAC
Messenger RNA from Linum trigynum, 3634 nucleotides. The record is from the annotation of a GenBank genome assembly. Lineage: Eukaryota; Viridiplantae; Streptophyta; Magnoliopsida; Malpighiales; Linaceae.